Homarus americanus (American lobster) is the source of this 2740-nucleotide messenger RNA. RefSeq lists its product as uncharacterized. The transcript has 10 exons. The record is from RefSeq and is a predicted model, not a curated record. NCBI's taxonomy places the organism in Eukaryota, Metazoa, Arthropoda, Malacostraca, Decapoda, Nephropidae. The coding region runs from base 96 to 1190 and encodes 364 amino acids.
GUGUUACUGACCUCAGCGUCACAACAAAGCUUCUGCCGACAGUAUAAGACUGAGACGCCUCAUAAAGAUUACUGUGAUAUUGCGAUAUUGCUAGCAUGGAGCCCAACACUGAAGCGAUCAUGGUAGAAAACCUCUCAUUGGAGGCAAUAAAGGACCACCUGCCUCCUAACAGAGAUCAUCAGGAUUUAAAUAAAGGCAAGAAACCAAGAGAUACUGCCGUGUUCAUUGGAAAACUAAAUGCGGUUGGAAAACUUAGGGUGCAAGAUGGUACAGAGGAACUUAAACUGCUGUUCAGAGAAGUCAAGCCAACUGGUGAAAUGGGCAGUAGUGUCCAUAUGAUGUGUUAUGAUGAUGCAGCAGUUGGUGUUUAUGAACAUCUGAAGCCAAUUAGAGGAGACAGUUGGAUCAUGGUAUGGGAUGUUCGAGAGAGACAAUAUCAAGGUUGGGAUCCCGAUAUUUCCCACUCCCUAUACAUGGGGAUUGAGGGUAAGGUGAGGAUUUUUUAUGUCCCCUCCCCCAUCAGUACACUGCCAAUUAGAAAUAUUAUUACUAUUUGGCAGUGUAAUUAUGCUGUAAACAAAAGAAUCCUUUUCGGGGUCAUAAGUGAGGUGAUUAAACACCCCGAGAUCACUACAAACGGCGUAUACCAUACAAUGUUUGGCGUAGUGGAUCCUACGUGCCUGCACCCCGGCGCCUCAAAAAAGGAUCUCCUCUUACAUGUAUUUAUGAACGAACGAGGCACAAAGAAGCUCCGAGGGACUGUCGAGAGAGGACAGAUUAUCAGGACUUCUAAUAUGAUGGUGGAGCACUACAAUAAUAAGUAUGUGGCCAAGGUUUUCUCGGCCAAAUCAGUGGUAAGAUUUAGUUCAGCAUGCAGUGAAGAGUUUGAACUCAUUACUGACUAUGAAAAUUACAGAGUCAUUGAUGUGGAGAAGGCGGAAAUAACCCGCCUGAGAGAGUGGUGGGCCUCUCACCACCAUGAACUUCCACCAAAAGCACAACAGACGGACCCCUCUCAACAGGUUGCCCAACCACCAAGGGUGCAGGACACUGUCAGGGUGGAGGACAGUGCCAGGGUGAAGGACACUAAUCAGCCCAUCAAAAGAACCUAUCCAUCGCCCAGGGGGUCAAGUACACCCGCGAAACUGUCCCGGCCAUCGACGAGUGGGGAGGUGGGGAACCAGCGUUAAACAGGACCCCAGAGAAUAUUUCACACGUGAGAGGAAGUAUUUGUUGUGGCAUCUAUGUGUUUGUUUACGUGGCAUUAAAACUCCCAGAAUGACCCCUAAGGAACCUUGCAAUACCAGCCACACUUGAUUUACUCUUUGUAUUGAUGUUACAUAAUGUUUUUCAUGUGUUACAGGGGACUAGAGUGACGUAACAAUAGAACAAUUUUUGGACAACAGUAAAGUGGGGGAGCUAUCUAAAAUAGCUGUAAGGAUAAACAGCUUCAAUAUACUCAAGACACCACAUACAGAUGAACCAGCUACGAGGGACUUAGAGGGUCGGCACAAGUGGAGUACACUCAUACCACAAGACGCCAUUGAACUGGAAUUUGCCGAAAUUUGGUCCGAGACAAAAAUGAAAGCUAAUCUGGGUGGAGAGGAAUUGAGACGAUUCUUUGCUCUGCCUGCAGCUUAUUCGUGGGAACAACAUGGACUUGACCGCCAACUGUCAAACAUAUUGAACUCACUGAAGGACUCUCAAGAGUAUUACUUCUUUGGAGUAAGAAAGAACUCGACCGAAGACGGUAAAAUUUUCUUCAAAAUUACACAGACGGCAGUACAACUCAUAUCCAUGUAGUGAUGAUUGUCUCACUUACCUCGUGUUAUGCUGCUUAAUGUAUAUAAUUAUCAAGUAAAUGAGUCACUUUUCUGGAAGAAUGUAAUAGUAUUAUUAAAGUGUAAGAUGAGUGUAGUUAUUGUAAGUGUUAUUGUAAGUAUGCACCACAAUAUUUUGUAAUUUAUACCUCAGGUCUUAAUUUACAUGUAAAGUGUUAUUAGUAAUUAUUAUACUUAGUUAUAUUAGCACUUUAGUUAUCUGACAGGUCUGUCCUUAACUUUAAUCACAUAUAAUUAUUUUUGGGUUGAGACAAUAUUUUACAAGCGAGAAAGACCUGAACUGUGGCUUCCUGUGAGUACUGCAGUCAAUAUUUUAGAGUUCCUGUGAGUACUGCAGUUAUCACAAGCUGCCGGUUUAUAUGAGUACUGUAUAUGAGUCAAUAUAUUUAUGAGCAAGAAAGCCUUUAUUACUAUUAUAAUUGUGUUUGAGGUUUAUGAGAAAGAAUUGUGUGUUUUGGUUUAUUGAAAGAUGUAUUUGUAUUUCAUAUUUCUCACUGAAGGGAAAAACGUGAAAGAUGAUGAUUUUGUUAAUUUGGUUACUAACAAAAGUAAAUAAUAGGUAUUUGUAGGGCUGAAUUGUUAUUACCUGUAAUUAAGCUAAUUCGACUAUAACAUUAACCUUACCCUAUCUAGGUAACAUAAGGUUAAUGAAACAGGUGAAUAAUGCUCAGGUAAUCUACCUUGUUUAACUCACAUUUUCAGUCAUUUUUAAUACCUUGUGUGCAGAUUAAAAUCAUCUGUUGUUAAUAUUAAAAGUGUCGUCCCUGUAGUGAAUUUAUUGAUUUUUUUUAUUCAUUUGCAAGACUUUAUUUACUUUAGUUGUGUUUUAGGUAAUGUAACUCGUCAAGUUUAUUGUGAAAAUAUUUCUGUGCAAUGUCAUAUUGUGUAUAUUUUUAUAU